Molecule: messenger RNA, 1619 nt
Organism: Harmonia axyridis
Lineage: Eukaryota; Metazoa; Arthropoda; Insecta; Coleoptera; Coccinellidae
Gene: caz
Product: RNA-binding protein cabeza
Exons: 9
Coding region: 152-1423 (423 amino acids)
Biological process (GO): regulation of DNA-templated transcription
Cellular component (GO): nucleus
Molecular function (GO): transcription coregulator activity; RNA binding
Source: RefSeq, a predicted model, not a curated record
GCAUGAUUGUUACGUCCGGGUACGGCCAUCUUGGCAUAUUCAUUUUCAUUCUUAUGUCGUGUUGAUUAGUGAAUACGUACAUAAGUUAAGGUUGUGGCAUUAAAUAGUUACAUUGAUUUAGAUUUUUUAGUAAAUUUUAAGAUACACCAAUAUGGGAGACCGUGGUGGAAUGUAUGCAGAUUACUCUCAACCACCGCCAACAACAGCAUAUUCCAAUAAUUACGGCUCCCCUGCCGGUGGCGCCAAUAUUGGGUCUGGGGGAUAUGGGGCUCAAAGUGCCACUCAGGGGGGUGGAGGACAAUGGGGUUCAGCAUCCCGCCAAAAUUACGGCUCUAACCAGGGUUCUGGUUACAAUCAAGGGGGUGGUAGUUAUGGUUCUUCCGGAGGUUAUGGCGGAGGAGGAGGAGGUGGAGGUUACAACUCCAAUGGUGGGGGUGGUGGAUCCGGCUAUGGCGGAGGUGGUGGUUACGGAGGAGGUGGCCGUGAUAGAGGGGGUGGAAGAGACCGCGAUUCUUAUGGAGGCGGCAACAGGGGUGGUUUUAACAAAGAUAGUGGAUCUAACCUGGUAAUUCAAGUGGAUACUGUUUUUGUGUCUGGAAUGAAUCCAGAAUGUACUGAGGAUGAUAUUGCUGAACACUUCGGGGCUAUUGGUAUUAUCAAGAUCGAUAAGAGAACCCAAAGAAAGAAGAUUUGGCUGUAUAAAGAUAAAAACACCGGAAUGUCCAAAGGAGAAGCUACCGUCACAUAUGAUGAUGCUAAUGCCGCACAAUCUGCUAUCAAUUGGUUUGAUGGCAAAGACUUCCAAGGAAAUACCAUCAAAGUGCAAUUGGCCACGAAGAAGGACAACUGGAGUGGUGGCCGAGGCGGCGGAGGAGGUGGUAGAGGAGGUCCUGGAGGUGGAGGAUCUAGAGGAGGUCCAGGAGGCGGUCGUGGCGGUGGCGGCGGAGGUUUUGGUGGACCUCGAGGCAGUCGUGACGGAGACUAUGGCUCCGGCGGUGGUGGUGGCGGCGGCGGAGGUGGCCGUGACAGAGAAAGCAGAGAUGGCGAUUGGAAAUGUCCCAAUCCGGAUUGUAAUAACACCAAUUUCGCUUGGCGCAACCAGUGCAAUCGCUGCAACGAACCCAAACCCGAUAGUGCAGGAGGCGGCGGUGGUGGCGGCGGCGGAGAUAGACGCAGCGGUGGUGGAAGAGACAGAGACGGCGGCGGUAUGAGAGACGGUGGUCGCCGUGGAGGUGGUGGCGGUGGAUUCCGCGGAGGAGAUAGAGGCGGAAGACCUGGUGGAGGCGGCUUCGGCGGUGGCAGAGGUGGCCGAGGCGGCGGCGGUGGUGGAUAUGGCGGUGGACGCGGAGGCGGAAGGGAUCGUGGAGGUGGUAGUUCAAUGGGCGGAGGUGGUAGAGAUGGUGGAAGACCACGGCCGUAUUAAGUUGAUGUAUGUAAAUUCAACUGGUUAAAUAUGAAAGCCAGAGAGCAUUUAAUUUGUAAGUGUACAUAUAUCAUAUUUUAGUUUUUAUAAAUUUGACCUGAAUACAAUAUGAUCUUUUUGUGGUGUAACCAAAACUUGUGUAGCAAAAUUAUUCGAAUUUGUUCAUUUACUUUUGAAUAAAAAAUUAUUUGUGUAA